Paramecium tetraurelia is the source of this 612-nucleotide messenger RNA. RefSeq lists its product as uncharacterized. Lineage: Eukaryota; Ciliophora; Oligohymenophorea; Peniculida; Parameciidae. The record is from RefSeq and is a predicted model, not a curated record. The transcript is spliced from 2 exons.
AUGCACCAAAAGGCAGCUCAUAAUCAACAACAAAAUUUUAUAAGAAAGUCUGAGACCAUAUCGUCAAUAAACACUCAAGUAAGUUAAAAAAAAUAAUAAGAAACAAUUAAAGAUAUUUUUCAGUAUAUUUUAGAUCAAAAAACGGAAUAUAACAAAUAGAAACAAUUUGAGAAUUAUAUUGUUACAUUGAUUUCAUAGCUAAUGAAUUACAAUAAUAAUGAAGGCUGGAAUAAAAUGUAUGGAGAGAUUCAUUAGAUGAUACUAGAUGAAAUUAUAGAAAAAAAUGUAGAUGAUAAAAAAAAUGAAAAUAUAAAAGUUAAAUAAUAUAGUUUCAGUUUAAUUAAACGAAUUAUGCAAAAAAUUGAGGUUAAGAUUACAGAAUUUAAUUUGCAAUUUUCUGAUUUUGGCGUAAUUUUAACUAACAUAGGAGAUAGGUGCCUAUACUAUUUUGCAAUGUUAACAAUCUGGAGAAUACUAUGUUUUGGUUAAUAUCAGUCAAUAGAAAGUAAUAUCAAAGAAUUAAAAGAUUAGACUGAAGAGUAGUAUCGUAAAUUUAAGGCUCAUAUUUAAGAAAAUAAGAAAGAACAAAGCAAAAUUCAAGGGUAAACCUGA